UUUAUUUUAUGUCAGCUAUAUAAACCCCGAACGCUUGAUCCGAACAAAAUGGCUGUAAGACGGUGAUGCUUCGUAGUCGCAUCUACUACGCAUGCGCAUAACACCACACCUCAGUCAGCGCAGGUACACAUACAGAGCGAGAGAGAGGGAGAGAGAGAGAGAGAGAGAAGGAAGGAGAGAGAGCAAGAGGGAGGCUUGCUUGCACUUGAAGAACUUAUUAUUGAUUAUCGAUAGAGGGAGGUGGAGUGCAGGUUUGAGCUGAACUGAAGAAGCUGGUUUGUGAUGGCGCGACCUUAAGCCUAGUUUGGAUCUGAUUUAAUUGCACUUGGUCUGUAGCAGCGCGGGCGCGUGCGUGUCCUAGACCCAGUCUGCCCUCAGAGAAGACCCGCUGCACCUGCCUUCCCUUCUUAUGACCAGUCGAGACGCACCAAAACGUAUCAACACAUCCAGAACCUGCAUGCGCGCGGGGAGCAGAGGGGACCGCGGUGCGUUAUGGAUUGCCACCAGCACAGUUCAUCCACUUUAAAGAAGAGCUGCGUGGAUUUCUGAGUGGGAUUUUCAGGCACAUGUGGGCUAGACUCUCACGUGGGAACUCACUUUAAACCAAAAACAGACACUCUCCUCUACCUGCGUGUACCUCUGACUGGGCUCACCACCAUGUUCCAGCACAAGAAGUGCUUCACCAUCGAGUCGCUCGUGGGGAAAGACUCGAGUCCCCCGACUGUUGGAGACGAGCCCAUCCGGCCCACGGCGCUGCGCUACUCAGAGCCGGUGGCUUCGCCGUUCGGCUGCGCGCAAGGCUCCGGACGCGCACUUUACGGAGGAGCCGAACUGGUGUUCGCCGAGCCCAGCGCGCACCCGGCCAACCCCGCGCUGGCACUGCGCCACCUUCACAUGCCCUCCCAGCCCUUCUUCAGCCCCCAGCAGAGGGACAGCUUCAGCUUUUACCCCUGGGUGCUGCGCAACCGCUACCUGGGACACAGAUUUCAAGGUGAAGACAACAGCCCCGAAAACCUACUUCUGCAUGGGCCGUUCUCCCGCAAGCCCAAGCGCAUCCGCACAGCCUUCUCUCCGUCCCAGCUGCUGCGGCUGGAGCGCGCCUUUGAGAAGAACCACUAUGUGGUGGGUGCUGAGCGCAAGCAGCUGGCCAACGGUCUCUGCCUCACUGAAACACAGGUGAAAGUAUGGUUCCAGAACCGGAGAACCAAGCACAAACGACAAAAACUAGAAGAGGAGUCGCCUGAAUCCCAGCAGAAAAGAAAAGGAAGCCAGCACGUGAACCGCUGGAGAGCAGCCACUCAGCAGGGCAGCCCGGAGGACAUAGACGUCAUCUCCGAGGACUGAUGUCGCACAUUGCCGACAGUUUGAGCAAUACCUGUACGCGGCUGUCGGCUCACCUACGCACGGUUGGGAACUCUGCCAGAGCCAAAAAAAAUUAAAUAAAAAAUAAGACAAAACAAAUGAACUGACAUUCAAGUUAUGCAUCUUGUUCAAGACCUACCCAUGAAAUGGACUGGGCUGUUCUGUUAAAACUGUUAAAGAGCAGAAUCCGGCCGUGCACGGCAAAGACGACUCACAAUGAACUGCUCCAAAAGACUACAUACAAAGACGUCUGUAUGCAAUACACAUAGACCUCCACAAUGUGGAACUCCAUCGCAGAAUGCAGAGGAAUAUCUGCAUUUUCAGUUUCUACCUGAACGUCUCCCCUUAAAAUACACUGCAUUGAAAACACUUCGGUGGGUGGAUUGAUUGUUUUGUACUGUUCAGUUGUCACACUGUUCAGCUGUGCAGCUGAAUUUACUACAGUUGAAGUUGAAAUUUCAGCCGUUGAUGUACCUUGAGCAAUUUGGUGGAUUUCUUUGUUCAGCAAUGAUUCAUUAUUUUUACCCACAGCAUUUUAAUGAUCAGAAUGAUCAUACAAAAGUUCUGUCGCAGAUAUAUCUAUUUUUUUGGUCACUACACUACACUGUUAGGGCCACAGAACAUUUAAAAUGUUUUCAUUUAUUCCAAACAUUCAGACCUUUCUAUGCAUAAGAGUGCCAAGUUACAUUAAGUUCUAUGUUUAGUUUUUUAACAGUCUGUUGUUAAAUGUCUUUUUGUGUGAAGCUGAUUCUGGGAUAUUUAUUUGCUUUUCAUUGAAAUUCAUUCAUGAAAGAAAUGCAAGAAUAAAUAAGUGAAUGAAAGGCUGAAAACUCCCCAAAGCAAAUUCAGGAAAGUCCAGUGUACUUCACACUCCAAAUGAGCAAAAGGGGCAUUUGUAUUGUAACUUUUAUGGUCCAGAAACAGUUUGUAGCACUUCAUAACAGGUUUUUUGGUUUGAAUGAAGAGGAGAGAAUGAAACGAUUGCACUGUAGCCACACCAUUCAUUUUUAUCUGUUGUCUUGAAAUUCUUGUUUUGUAUUUGUUUCCUGUUUUAAGCAGAUUAUUAGAGAAUAAAAGUCACUGAGAAGAGAAA
This is a messenger RNA of Astyanax mexicanus (Mexican tetra), 2455 nucleotides long. It is a transcript of the gene emx3, whose product is annotated as empty spiracles homeobox 3. Lineage: Eukaryota; Metazoa; Chordata; Actinopteri; Characiformes; Acestrorhamphidae. The coding region runs from base 658 to 1344 and encodes 228 amino acids. The record is from RefSeq and is a predicted model, not a curated record. Gene Ontology annotation, biological process: neuron differentiation; regulation of DNA-templated transcription; brain development. The transcript is spliced from 3 exons. Gene Ontology annotation, molecular function: DNA binding; DNA-binding transcription factor activity, RNA polymerase II-specific.